AUGGAUUUUACUAGCAUUCAUUUUUUUCGUGACAGUGGGCUUCAAAAACAUGGUUAUGAAAGCUACUGAAUUGGAUAAAGAUGUUGGGGAUGGAGUGCAAGGGAACAACUGCCUUAGAGGCCAACUAGCUCAGCAUCAGAAGUCUGUGAACCAUUCCAGAAGACAAGAAUCUAAAGAAAAUAAAAGCUCAAAUGCCUUAAGUAGUGGUCAAAGUAAUUCAAAUGUAAUAGAGCAGGGGCGAUCCCCAGUAGAUGAAAGUGGCAUUGAUUCGGAAUUUAUAAAAUUUCCAGCUCCACCUUGUCGUCAAUUUUGGAAAGCUGGGGACUAUGAUGAUGGCCCCAGUUCCAAGCUCACACUUCAAAAUGGGAAAAAUUAUCUCCAUGUCCACCCGAUCUUUCUUCAUUCAAAUGCCACUUCACAUAAGUGGGUUUUUGGUGCCAUAGCAGAACUGGUUGACAAUGCAGUUGAUGAGAUCCAAAAUGGGGCCUCUUUUGUCAUUGUAGAUAAAAUCUCAAAUCCAAGAGAUGGAAGUCCUGCACUGUUAAUUCAAGAUGAUGGUGGUGGAAUGGAUCCCGAAGCAAUCCGGCGAUGCAUGAGCUUUGGGUUUUCAGAUAAAAAAUCCAAAUCAGCAAUUGGACAAUAUGGUAAUGGCUUCAAGACCAGCACUAUGAGACUUGGGGCAGAUGCUAUUGUCUUCAGCCGCCAUGCAGAUGAUAGGUAUAAGGUAUUGACUCAAAGCAUUGGUCUCCUCUCUUUCACAUUUUUGACACAAACAGGACAUGACAGAAUAGUAGUGCCAAUGGUGGGUUUGACUUCCCUACAAAAAUAUGUGGAUUAUGAGCUUAACACAGCUGGUAAUUUGGAAAUUCUAGAUCGAUAUGGGAAAGAAUACUUUAUGUCUAACCUUUCCUUGCUGUUGCAAUGGUCUCCAUAUUCAACAGAAGCAGAGCUACUGAAACAAUUUGAAGACAUUGGAUUGCAUGGUACUAAAGUGAUUGUUUAUAAUUUGUGGUUCAAUGAUGAUGGGAAUGUGGAGCUAGACUUCGAUACAGAUCCUGAGGAUAUUCGUAUUAAUGGGGAUAUAAAAGAAGUGCAGACACGCCCUGCUUGGAGGACAGUAAAUGAAGAACACAUUUCCAACCGACUACGAUAUUCUUUGAGGGCUUAUUUAUCCAUUUUAUACCUGCGAAUACCUGAAAAUUUCACAAUAGUAUUGCGAGGGAAAUUUGUCAAGCAUCACAAUCUUGCCCUUGAUCUCAAAUUUCAAGAAUUUAUCGUAUAUAGACCCCAAAGCAGUGGAUGUAUAAAGGGUGAAUUGUUAACAACCAUUGGGUUUUUAAAAGAAGCUCCACAAGUUACCGUUCAUGGUUUUAACAUCUACCACAAGAACCGUCUUAUACUACCAUUUUGGUCCAUUGUGAACUAUGGAAAUAACAGUAGAAGUAGAGGAGUGGUUGGUGUUCUGGAAGCAAAUUUUGUUGAGCCCACUCAUGACAAACAAGAUUUUGAGAGAACUUCCUUGUUUCAGAAGCUUGAAGUGCGGUUGAAGGAGAUGACAUGGGAGUACUGGGAUUAUCAUUGCGGUCUAAUUGGUUACCAGGUCACAAAAAAGCUUCGACCAACCGAGCCUCCACCAGAUUCACCUGUUGGCAUCUCAACUGGUAGUGACACAUUGAAUCAUGGAUUAUCUUCAAAGAGGAAGGAACAUUGUGAUUUAGACAAACUUGAAAGAAUAAAACGGCAGGCAGGGACUGGGGCCAAUGCAUUUUUGUCGGGGCACGGUUUUGAAACAGAGGUUGUCAGUGAUAUUAAAAAUAAGCUGGAAGAUCAGGAUGUUGUAAACUUGAUUCAAGUAAACAAGAAUUUCCGUGCAAAAUGCUUGGACUACAAGAAGAGGACGGAAGACCUUGAUUUGAAGGUUACACGGCUAAGAAGUGAACUGGGACAAGCUCGAAUGGAGUAUGAACAGCUUAUGGUUGAAUUAACAUCAUAAGAUAAGAGCCGAGAAAGAAAAGUGGGUGGAUAUGUGGAUUCUGUUGCCUUGGUUUUAUCUUGCAAAGGUCAAAUGAGCUCUUACAAAAGAAACCAAAAUGGAGCGUGACAGUUGUGAAUCAUGAAGUCAACAUGCCCCUGUAGAAUAGUUUGACGAGUUACGUUUGACUGUGGGUCAGCAAUCUGUGUUUUCAGACCUGAUAUAUGCAUCUGCAAUUUCGUAGGAUUGGAAUUUUAAAACUACUGAUGUGGAGUUCUUUUUAAAGUUAAACCAAUUUAUAUGUGCACAUGUAGAUGAAAAGCAAAAGAUCCUUGUUCCUUGAUGCCUCUCUGCCGUUGCAUGAGUUCUUGAAUUUAGUG
Messenger RNA from Populus euphratica (Euphrates poplar), 2352 nucleotides. Its product is annotated as MORC family CW-type zinc finger protein 3-like. The record is from RefSeq and is a predicted model, not a curated record. Gene Ontology annotation, molecular function: ATP hydrolysis activity. The transcript has 20 exons. Gene Ontology annotation, cellular component: nucleus. Bases 50 to 1993 code for a protein of 647 amino acids. Lineage: Eukaryota; Viridiplantae; Streptophyta; Magnoliopsida; Malpighiales; Salicaceae.